AUGGCUAGAACCGGCUUUAGUACAGAUGGGAGUGGCUCCCUACGGCUUCAUCGUCCUCCGACCCCGACAAGGGAGCCUUACGAAGACACUGCAUUACCACAAGUGACCUCCCAGCAGUUGGUUGUAAGCCGGCGACGACCUCUCCGCGGUUCUGAAUCAUCGAUAGUGGCGAGCCAUCUGGGCGGGAACCAACGAGCCCCGCCAACAUGGCAAUAUGCGCAUGGGUCGAUUGCCAGCAGCUCUAACGGGCAUCGCCGAACCGGGAGCACCUUGAAGACGGUCAUGCGCAAGAUCUUCAAUCGUAAAAGGCGCAGCGAGACUGAUGGUCCUGGUGACAGUACUCCUGAAUCUCUCACACCGACGUCGCAAACUCCCCGGCUGAAGAAGGGGGGAGCGGAUAUUUCCUUCUUAGAGCUUCAGAAUUCGCAAAUGCCACAGUCCGUCAGCCCUUUUGAAUACGAGAGUGACAGGCUACAUAUGCGCGCGCCGGCGCCAUCAUAUCGCCGACGAGCUACGCUACCGAGUCUGAUCCUGUCUGAUGAGGGCGAUGGCCAUGAAAACACAUUCCCGAGCCUGCCCAGCUCCAGCAAUGUACGGUAUAGCAGAGAGAGAAGGAGCUCACUGGCGAACAGCGAUCAAACAGAUCUGCACCGCCAUGACAUCUUAUCACGGGCCAAGAGACGCUCACAAAGCGCUGGCGCGCUUCGGAUGAUGGCGAAGGAGCAUCAAAUGUCGCCAAUUCAGUGGAGGCGGCGAAGUACCGAAACCACCUAUGUCAAUUCAGCGCAGUUCGACACGGUGUCAGACAGCGAAGUAUCCUCCCGGCCUCCUACAAGCACAACACUGGCUAGUGUGCACAAACUCAGCGAACAACCUCUUCCAGAGGCCGAGCAGCAAGACGAACUCGAAAGCGUGACGCCUGAUAUUGGCAAUCUUGUGAACUGCAUGCAGCAUUCAGAAGAUGUUUCCCUCGAACAGCGGCUGACCACACUGGAGGUCAAGCUGAUAGAUCUUGAAUUCGCCAUUGCGCGAAUGCAGAACGCGCGCACCGAGACCCCGCCAAUGGAAACACAGGCGUCCAAGGAAUUGAAAACCUCGUCUUCUCCCAGCAAAGGCAGACGACUUCCGCGACGAGACUUACUGGCACACGGUGCGCCAUCGCGCGACGCAGAAUCGACCUGCGACGAGCACACCUCAGCCGAGCGGCCCCUGAGCACCGCCACAAUACGACCUACCAGCCUCCAGCGAUCGCAGACCAUACAUACCCGGCCCUCGAGCUCGACCAAGGACUUUAGCUCCAUCUCCGUGGAUCAGUACAGUGCGCUUGUCAUGCUCCUUCGAAGGGAGCAGUCGGCGCGCCGAAGCCUCGAAGGCCAGGUCGCCAGCCUGCGCGAAGACAUCCAGCAGCUCCACCGGCUUGCGCAGGACUCGAUACCAAUCCCCGUGGGCUAG
This is a messenger RNA of Aspergillus clavatus NRRL 1, 1452 nucleotides long. RefSeq lists its product as uncharacterized. Lineage: Eukaryota; Fungi; Ascomycota; Eurotiomycetes; Eurotiales; Aspergillaceae. The transcript has a single exon. Bases 1 to 1452 code for a protein of 483 amino acids. The record is from RefSeq and is a predicted model, not a curated record.